Strigops habroptila (Kakapo) is the source of this 4448-nucleotide messenger RNA. RefSeq names its product MYC target 1 (gene MYCT1). Gene Ontology annotation, cellular component: nucleoplasm. Bases 125 to 709 code for a protein of 194 amino acids. The record is from RefSeq and is a predicted model, not a curated record. The transcript is spliced from 2 exons. NCBI's taxonomy places the organism in Eukaryota, Metazoa, Chordata, Aves, Psittaciformes, Psittacidae.
UUUCAGGCAAACAACACAGUUCCCUGGCAGCACGAAAGUCUUGCUUCAACUGCUAAAUCUCAAACAUUCAGAAACCCAUUGCUCCUCUGUGGACAUACCAUUCUAUAUUUGUUAUUUGGAUGUUAUGGAUAGAAACAGUACUUACUCUCCAAUCACAUGGCCACCAAAGUUUUGGGAGCAGAUAACAAUAGCCUUCACAGUGUCCAUGGUGAUCGGACUGGUGAUUGGAGGUGUCAUCUGGGCAUUGUUCACUUGCUUGUCCCGUCGCAGAGCUAGCGCCCACAUUUCCCAGGGGAACUCCUCAACCUUCAGCCGUCGGUCCAGACCCUCCUCCCAUGGCAAUACUACCGGCAGGACUGGAUUUUACCGCAACAGCAGCUGUGAACGUCGGAGCAACCUCAGCCUGGCCAGCCUCACCUUCCAGCGGCAAGCCUCCUUGGAGCAAGCCAACUCUUUCCCCAGGAAGUCAAGCUUCCGCGCAUCUACCUUCCACCCUUUCCUGCAGUGUCCUCCUCUCCCUGUGGAAACGAACAGUCAGCUGAUCACCCUCACUCCUACAAAUACCACAACAACCCUUGUGGGAAGCACCACCAACAGCUUAAGUCGACCUGAAUUCCACUGGUCUAACAACAACCUCCGCAUCUGCCACUCCACACAAACCCCCCCUCCUGCCUAUGAAACCAUCAUAAAAGCUUUCCCAGACUCCUGAGCUAGGUCCCUAUGGCAAACAUGCAUGUGCAUUUUAUGAGGAACCUCAAUCAUCACAACAAUUUUCUGUGCACAAUGAAGAUCUCUGAGAAGUCUCCAGCUCUCAUUGUGGAGGGAACAUAUAUUGCCCAGAGGCGGGUAGCAAUGAUUUCUUAGUGCGCAAUAUCCCACUGUCCAAGGGAUCACUUGUCUCUGCACUGCUGGCUCUAAUUUACUGCUCUGCCAUAUGCUUCUGUAUUUAUAGUGUUGUAUCUUUAACUGUAACCACUGUAUCUUUACUUUAGAUGAAAGAAAAUGGUGCCGCAUAAAAGAUCAUUUCCUGAAGAAACAAGUCAUGUUAGGGAUUACUGAUACACACAUUUCUGCAAAUUUCCUUAUUUUGUCUCUUUCAAACAAACAAAGAAAGAAACAAACAAAAAUGUUCUGGUUCUAUGUAUUUUCUCAAGCAUGCUAAAUUUUCAGAGAACACCUCCCAUUAUCCACCUUCUUCCUAUAACCACAGAACAGCUUUUGCCUGAAGAACCGUAGACACAGACCUUGCAAUGUUACAGUCCUGGCUGUGGUUAUAGGCAUCCUGUUCUGCUGAUUGUAAAGGACCUUAAAAGACUCCAUAUUAGGGUAGCUUGUAUAAAUUCCCCACAGUGUGGGGAAAAUGUUGAAAUAUAUGAAGCUUCAUGCAAAGAGAAGUUUUUAAUAACAUAUUAAAUUCAUUAUAACAAUUAUAAAGUUUUGUGUCUGCAGCCAGCAGAACAGGUAGUCACAUUUUAAUAGCUGGUUAGGCUUGUAUGGGAGAACUCCUUGUGUCUCAUUUUUCUAGUUCUGGUUAUCCAGAUAAGCAGCAUGAAGGACAACUAUUUUUUUAAUUAAGUUUCCUGUUUUGCUAUGGGAUUACUCAUUUCCUUAUUUCAAACUGUUUUUCUCAAAUUGCAGCGAUGUUUAAUUCUUCCUGGCAAAUUAUUCUUUGAAACCUUGUCUUUCACUAGGGCAAGAUUUUAGACAUCUACAGCUGAAUACUGGGAUUGUACAAUUAGUCAGAAUAUGAAGGUAAAGAUGGAAUAUUUAAUUGAGGUUCACAUAUAUUCUUGAUUCUUAUACUUGUAUCAUGUCAAGCUAACCCCUGGCUUAGUAGACACUAAUUGCACUGGUGUGAAAGAAGGCCAGGAUUUGGAAAUGGCACAGACAAAUCAGGCCUGAUUUGAGUCUUACUGCGUCAGUUUCCUGUUAAAUAUUUCACGUUCAAAUAAAGAAUUUCCACAGGUAGAGGAGCAAUCCUAUUCCUCACUUACAAAUAAGCCUGUUGUUGCUAAAAGGCCUGGGCAACUACUAGUUGCAGGACUCCUGAUUCUUAGGUGGCUGCUCCUGUGCUUCUGUGCAAGUCCUCAUCUGUCUUUUGGGAUGGACAAAGAUUCAGCAGCUUUUGAGAACGAGAAGAUGCUUAACAUCUUGCUUUCCAGGCUUUUGGAAACUGGCAGUAUGCAUCCCUUUGCCAAGCUCAGCAUCCCUCAGAAAGCACUGGUAUUGUUCUCUGAAUCUUCCAGCCCAGUAUCACCACACUUGCAAAUACUGCUGCAAAGACUGAGCUUACAAAUGUUACUGCAAACCACAAGUAUUCCUUAAUGUAAAGGCAAAUUAUAUUGCAUGUAUUUACUGACUGGCUUUCAUUGUUUUAUUUUUAGUGUGCAACAUUUUCCCUUCUGGAGAGAUAUAUGUCAUUACUAGAAGAACAACUAUUUACAGAACAUUUCACUGCAGACACUAUGAGUUUUAGUACACUGAGGACUUGCUGAUAAGACUGCAAAACUGCAUUUGGCUUAUUGUAGAAAAAACAAUAGUCCUCUGGAGAAAGCAAGUUGUGUUAUUUCAUUCAUUAAUAAUACUUCUUUUCAUUUAGAGUCUUACUGAGUCUGGUGAACAUUAUUGCAUGCACAAGUGUGUUCACAGUGUCCUAGCUCCAGAGUAGGUGAUGCCACCUAUUCUAACGUGCCUACAAAAAGCAGAAUUCCUUGGCCUACAGUGUGUGCCCAGCCGGCCAAAACUUCUUGUUCUUUGAGAGUGAAAUCAUUUUAGAUGAGUAAAUUUUUACUUCUGGAUUGUAAAUGCACAUUACAUUACAGCAGAACAUUCCAUAGCAUAUUAUUAUUUGUAUUACACUAUAUUUAGUAUACAAUGUAGAAAGGGAAGCUUAAAUGUACUGUAUUUUUUUCCUCUUGAAAUCUGUACUGGAUAUCAAAGCAUAUUUUUUAUGUUCCCUGGAUUAGGGAGAUUAAAACCACAGAUUGUUUGGUGCAUAACCAGCAUGGCUGCCAGAUACACAACUACUAGUUUAAACAAUGUCUGAUAUUAAUGUUUUGUAAGCACUAUGGAAGCUUCAGCAUGUGAAAUAAAGUUAAAUGUUAGAAUCUCAAGCUCAUGCCUUUCCUUGAGGCCUGUGUUGACUUGUAUAAAAGUUUCUUUAAAGGGAAGGAUAUAAUCUUUAUUUAUUCAAGUUGAUGUAGUUGGAAGUGUGAAUGAGGACUUGGUCCUUCCUCUGCUUCUGUAGGGAGACACCCUGAAGCUGAGGAUGUUAUGUGAAGUCGGAGUUAGAAUUUGCCGUAUGAGAACAACUUCCAAAGAAUAAAAGUGGGAAUCUCUCUCACAAAUAACAGUGCUUACAGAUUUUUAAAUCCACUGGUUUCCAAGUACUUAGACUUCAAUCUGUGAAGUGUUUGAGCAAAUGCUUUCUUAAAGCGAAUGGGCAAUCACUGUAAGGUUCAUGCUUAAAUGGACUGAUGCACAUUUUAUUACAUUAAGACCAAAGCACAUUGCACAGGAUCAACCCUCAAAUCAAACUGUGGGAUUUGGGAAUCAUCAGGUGUUUGAUAUGCAAAAGAUUAUACUUGCUUAUUGUAAUGGUCUUUUCUAGCCUUUUGUUUCAAUUUAAAACACUGGAAAGAAUGAAGUUUCACAAUAAUUCUGCAUGUAAUACAUUUUCACAGUAAGAGGCAGUGAUUAAAAGGGUGCUCCCAGAAUCACAGAGGGAGUGAUAGGCAGAGCUUUGACCAGCCUGCAGGUAUCCUGACACCUUGUCCUGAACUGAGCAGAGCUACUUCUAUUCAUAAAAAGAAACACUAUUCUGCUAUUGCGCAUGUGCACAAAAACAAUUGCUCUAGUUCUGAUUUCAUGUAGAAGACAAAACUUGACAGCUCUCUGUUUGAGAAUAGUUAUGUUCCAGCCUACUUACAAAAGAAGCUCACGCUAUAUUCCUUGACUUUUCCCUACUGAAGAACUGCUGAUCACCUCUUCAGCCGGCUACUGACUAUCAUACUGUAACACACUGAACAUGCAGCAUCUUCGGCAAAUCAAAUUUUGAAAGUUCACUUGUAAUUUACCUUGAAGUUUUUGAGUCAUCUCAACAUCAAUUCUUAAGUAUAAACUGAAAACUACAUUUACUGGAAAUAUCCUCUCGGAGGUGAAAUGACACAUGCCAGAUCCCUGACCUAUAGGCACUUGAUGAAAUUAGGUGAUGUCUAUGAUGCAGUACAGCUUCAGGGGAAAAAAAAAAAAAACGGGGAAGGAAAGAAAACACUAAUUGGAAAUUUACCUCUGCCUAGUCCAGAGCAGAUUAAGGAAAACAGCACUGACAUAACUUCACAAAGCAGAGAACAGAAUUCUUGAAGCCAGCCUUACAAAGUGUUUUAAACCUCAGGUAAAAUACGUAUAUCUUCAUUCGGGUCUCUUAAUAAAAGUGAGUUUUCAAAAGG